AUGGCAAGCCCCGGGCCCUCGACGACAACGGCUGUCGACACACAUGCCAAAGAACUCAAUAUUACCACUCUCUACUUGACCUUCGAGACAGCACUCCCCAGUCCUCUGUUCAACCAGAAUACUCACCCUGCCACCCCAACAAGCAGGGUUCCCCAACCACCCGACCUGACGCCCUAUGCUGAUCCUCGAACUUGGGCACCACAUCGCAAGAAUGUGCUCCUUUUCUUGUCAUGCGUAGCAACCUUCUUGACAGCCUACACCUCAGGCUCCUACUCUCCGCCCGCCGAACUCAUACAAGCAUCUCUUUCGCCAGUCCCUUCGAGCGUUGAGCCUGUUCUGGCCGGCAUCACCACCUUCUGCGUCGGCUUUGGGUUUGCCCCGAUGAUGCUCGCCCCUCUUUCAGAGAUGAAUGGCCGAUAUCCCGUCUUUGUGUGUGCCGGCAUCGUCUACGUCGUGUUCCAGGGUGUCUGCGGUGUGGUGACUUCGCUCGCAGGCAUGCUGGUUGCCAGAUUCUUGGUUGGAGUGGGGGCAAGCGUUUUCAGCACCAUGGUUGGCGGUGUUAUUGCUGAUAUGUACGCAAACGAGGAACGAAACACGCCGAUGGCCUUGUUUAGUGGAUCUGUCCUUGCCGGUACCGGGCUCGGGCCCAUGGUUUGUGCCGUCAUGGCCGAGCGAUGGGGAGAUGUUGAGAGAUAUCCGAACAUGUGGAAAUGGACUUGGUGGCAUCAGGUGAUCAUGUCUGGGGUGUUGAUGGUGGCUUUUGUGGCGUUCUUCAAGGAAAGCAGGGGAAGCGUGCUGCUGAGCCGGAAAGCCAAGGCGCUGAACAGGUGGUACGAAGAGCUGGAAAAUGAAGGUUACUAUGGGCUCUGCUUUGAAGACGAACAGGGACAGGAGAAGGCGAGCGAGAAUAUGACGAGCUCGGAAGACAGCACAGACGACAGAUAUGACGAAAAGAGAUCGUUCUCGGCCUCAGCCAGCAGACAUGAAAGGGGCCCUUCCAUUAAGCGCGUCAGAUGGGUGGUCAAAGAAGACGAGGAGCGCGCCUCUAUCGGCAAAAUGAUCGCUAUAUCAUCCUCCCGCCCUUUCUACCUCCUCUUCACUGAGCCGGUCAUUUUCUUCUUCUCCGCCUGGGUCGCCUUUGCGUGGGGAGUCCUCUAUUUGACAUUCGGCUCCAUCCCUUAUGUAUUCCAGCAUGUCUACGGCUGGUCUCUCGAGCAAUCGGGGCACGCUUUCACAGCCAUUAUCCUAGGCGCCGUCGUCGGAACCACAAUGAGCAUCUACCAGCAGCGGCUGCUGUCUCAUCCCAAAUGGGUCGACCCUCGCGAAGUGCUGACCUCUACUUCCACGACAACAUCUUCCCUGUCGGACGAAACACCAGCGCCAGCAAAUGGCACAGACAAGAUAUGGUCCAUCCUCCGAACCUACUUCCCCUCUUCCUCUCCCGAAUCCCGCUUGUACUUUUCCUGUCUUACCUCUACACUCCUUCCCAUCGGCCUCUACCUUUUUGGCUUCACCGCCAAGCCAGAAAUUCACUGGAUCUUCCCCGCAAUAGGGAUAUUUCUCUGCACCGUGGGCAUUUUGAGCAUCUACCUCGCAGUGUUCAACUACUUUGCCGACGUCUAUCAUAAAUACGCCUCUUCUGCCCUCGCUGCGCAGUCCCUGUGUCGCAACUUGGUUGGUGGCGCCUUCCCUCUGGUGACGAGGCUGAUGUACAGGAAUCUGGGAGAGGCCAAAGCAGGGGCGGUCUUGGGGAGUAUUGCGGUUGUACUAUCGGUUGUGCCUUGGGUGUUGGUUUGGAAGGGGGAGGAGAUUAGGGGGAGGAGUGUUUUUGCUUUUGUCGCUUGA
This is a messenger RNA of Podospora pseudocomata, 1845 nucleotides long. RefSeq lists its product as uncharacterized. The transcript has a single exon. The coding region runs from base 1 to 1845 and encodes 614 amino acids. The record is from RefSeq and is a predicted model, not a curated record. NCBI's taxonomy places the organism in Eukaryota, Fungi, Ascomycota, Sordariomycetes, Sordariales, Podosporaceae. Gene Ontology annotation, cellular component: plasma membrane. Gene Ontology annotation, biological process: transmembrane transport. Gene Ontology annotation, molecular function: transmembrane transporter activity.